This is a messenger RNA of Galeopterus variegatus (Sunda flying lemur), 2450 nucleotides long. RefSeq names its product sema domain, immunoglobulin domain (Ig), short basic domain, secreted, (semaphorin) 3G (gene SEMA3G). Gene Ontology annotation, biological process: positive regulation of cell migration; neural crest cell migration; axon guidance. The record is from RefSeq and is a predicted model, not a curated record. The transcript is spliced from 16 exons. The coding region runs from base 1 to 2334 and encodes 777 amino acids. Lineage: Eukaryota; Metazoa; Chordata; Mammalia; Dermoptera; Cynocephalidae. Gene Ontology annotation, molecular function: chemorepellent activity; semaphorin receptor binding.
AUGGCCCCCUUGGCCUGGGCCAUCUGCUGCCUUCUGGGGGGCUCCCUGCUCUGUGGGGGCAUCCACAGGCCCGGCCCCAGUGUGCCCCGCUUGCAGCUCUCCUACCGAGACCUCCUGUCUUCCAACCGCUCUGCCAUCUUUCUGGGCCCCCGGGGCUCCCUGGACCUCCGGGCUAUGUACCUGGAUGAGUACCGAGACCGCCUCUUUUUGGGGGGCCGUGAUGUUCUCUACUCUCUGCGGCUGGACCAGGGAUGGCCAGACUCCCGGGAGGUCCUGUGGCCACCGCAGCCAGGACAGAAGGAGGAAUGUGUUCGCAAGGGAAGAGAUCUUUUGACGGAGUGUGCCAACUUCGUGCGGUUGCUGCAGCCCUACAACCGGACCCACCUGCUGGCCUGUGGCACUGGGGCCUUCCAGCCCACCUGCACCCUCAUUACAGUUGGGCACCGUGGGGAGCAUGUGCUCCACCUGGAGCCUUCCAGUAUGGAAAGUGGGCGGGGGCGGUGCCCACAUGAGCCCAGCCGUCCCUUUGCCAGCACCUCUGUAGACGGGGCGCUGUACACGGGCCUCACUGCUGACUUCCUGGGGCGCGAGCCCAUGAUCUUCCGAAGUGGGGGUUCCCGGCCAGCCCUGCGUUCUGACUCUGACCAGAGCCUCUUGAAUGACCCCCGGUUUGUGAUGGCCACCCGGAUCCCUGACAACUCCGACCAGGACAAUGACAAGGUGUACUUCUUCUUCUCGGAGACCGUCCCCUCACCUGAUGGCAGCCCCGGCCGUGUCACUGUCAGCCGCGUGGGCCGUGUCUGUGUGAAUGACGCCGGUGGCCAGCGCGUUCUGGUGAGCAAGUGGAGCUCCUUCCUCAAGGCCAGGCUGGUCUGCUCCGUGCCUGGCCCUGGUGGUGCCGAGACCCACUUUGACCACCUGGAGGACGUGUUCCUGCUGUGGCCCAAGGCCGGGAAAAGCCUCGAGGUGUACGCACUGUUCAGUGCUGUCAGUACCGUGUUCCAGGGUUUUGCUGUCUGUGUGUACCACAUGGCGGACAUCUGGAAGGUCUUCAAUGGGCCCUUUGCCCACAGAGAUGGUCCUCAGCACCAGUGGGGACCCUAUGGAGGCAAGGUGCCUUUUCCCCGCCCUGGCGUGUGCCCCAGCAAGAUGACCGCGCAGCCAGGACGUCCCUUUGGCAGCACCAAGGACUACCCGGAUGAGGUGCUACAGUUUGUCCGAGCCCACCCGCUCAUGUUCCGGCCUGUGCGGCCUCAGCGUGGCCGCCCUGUCCUUGUCAAGACACAGCUGGCCCAGCAGCUGCUCCAGAUUGUGGUAGACCGUGUGGAGGCAGAGGAUGGGACCUACGAUGUCAUCUUCCUGGGGACUGACUCAGGCUCUGUGCUCAAAGUCAUUGCCCUCCAGGCCGGAGACUCGGCUGAGCCCGAGGAGGUGGUUCUAGAGGAGCUCCAGGUGUUUAAGAUGCCAGCACCCAUCACUGAAAUGGAGAUCUCUGUCAAAAGGCAAAUGCUGUAUGUGGGCUCUCAGCUGGGUGUGGCUCAGCUGCGGCUGCACCAGUGUGAAACUUAUGGCAGUGCUUGUGCGGAGUGCUGCCUGGCCCGGGACCCAUACUGCGCCUGGGAUGGUGCCUCCUGUACCCGCUACCGCCCCAACCCCAGCAAGCGCCGGUUCCGCCGUCAGGACAUCCUUCAUGGCAACCCUGCCCUGCAGUGCCUGGACCAGAGCCAGGAAGAGGAGGCUGCGGGACUUGUGGCAGCUACUACGGUCUAUGGCAUGGAGCAUAACAGCACCUUCCUGGAGUGCCUGCCCAAAUCUCCCCAGGCUGCUGUGCACUGGUUCUUGCAGAGGCCAGGGGAUGAGAGGCCUGACCGGGUGAAGACAGAUGAGCGAGUCCUGCAAACGGAGCAGGGACUGCUGUUCCGCAGGCUCAGCCACCUCGAUGCGGGCACCUACACCUGCACAACGCUGGAGCACGGUUUCUCCCAGACUGUGGUCCGCCUGGCUCUGGAGGUGAUUGUGGCCUCGCAGCUGGAUAGCCUGUUCCCUCUGGAGCCAAGGCAAGAAGAGCCCCCAGUCCGGAGAGGCCUGGCCUCUGCCCCACCCAAGGCCUGGUACAAGGACAUCCUGCAGCUCAUUGGCUUCGCCAACCUGCCCCGGGUGGAUGAAUACUGUGAGCGCGUGUGGUGCAGGGGCAUUGGGGAGCACUCAGGCUCCUGGAGCCGGGGCAAGCAGGCUAAGGGCAAGGGCUGGGUGGGGAUGGAACUGGGCAAGAAGGUGAAGAGCCGGGUGCAGGCUGAGCGCAAUCGGACUCCCCGGGAGGUGGAGGCCACAUAGAAGAGGGCAGGGAAGGGGUGGUCAAGAUGGGCCGGGGGCCCAGCAGCAGCCCUCAGCAUCUCCCACCCACCCAGCUAGGGCAGAGGAGGCCAGGAUGUCUGGCUGCCUCUUAGAGA